AUGGAAUGCCCUAUAUGCUCAGAGCUAUUCAACGAAGGAGAUAAUUGUCCUCGUUUGCUGCGAUGUGGUCACACAUGCUGCGAAUUGUGCUUAAAUCAGGUUAUUGACGAAAAUCAAAUAACAUGCCCAACAUGUCGAAGUAUUUCAGUAACAGCAGGAACUUCAAGUUUACCAAAGAAUUAUACAGUUCUUGAGUUCAUAGCAAAUACUAAAUCUGCUGAACUCGUAAACUGAGCAAAAUCAAAGCUUCCAAGUCAAUGUCAAGAGCAUCCUGAAGAAAAUGUUAUCAGAUAUUGCAUUGAAGAUUCUAAGCCAGUUUGCGCUGAGUGUAUUUUAUUGCUCAGAUUUUUUAUAAAUUUUUUUAAAAAAAAAUAAAACAAUAUUUUUUAUGGCGAAUUUUAUUGCAUAAUGGACAUAAGCUAGUUAAAUUAGACGAUCCAGUCCUAGAACGAAGAUAUGAGGUUAAAGGGCUCAUAGGAAAAGUUGAAGAAAUGCUAGAUACAGCUCAGAAAAAAGAAAUCGAAAUUGAGAAUAGAAGAGAGCAACUAACUCAGUCAACAGAAAAAGAAUUAGGGAGAAUUGAUGGAUAUUUUGCUAGAAUUUAUGAUAAACUGGAGCAGAAAAAACAAUUUUUAAAAGAAAAAAUAGAAGAAGAGUCCCAAACUUGUGGGGUGAGACUGCAAUCAGAUUUAGACGAAAUUUCACAGUUUGUUAUACAAGUUCAACAAUAUUUGGAAAAUUUAAACACUUUAAAUACAAAAAUCGAAUCAAUGAGUCCGUUGGAGCUUACUAACUCCAAUUGAUCCCAUACAAUAACUUCAAGUAAGCGCGAAGUGCACCUGCUUCUCUCCCAAUGCCAAAAAAUCUCUAUGAUUGAUUCUACUUCAGUCAUAUCCUCACGAGCACUUUUUAACCCAAAGCCAUUGGAGCAAGAAAUAAAUAAAUUCGGGAUGAUUUCUGCUGGAGUCGAUUUUAACAACCCUGCCAUUUAUUGUUUUGGGACUCAAAACACUGUCCUUAAAUUUAAUUUAGCCACUCAGCGCUGGUCUCAAACUGUUAUAUUAGAAACAAACGGCUACGAUUUCAAAAAUUUUGCCUCAGCCGCCGCUCUUCCUAAUGGAAGCAUUUUAAUUACAGGAGGCACAAAAUCUAACGAAGUCUACGAAUUUAAGGAAAAUCGUAUGAUAAAAAGAAACAGCAUGCUGCAUGUAAGGUCAUCUCAUAAUGCUGUAUAUUUUAAUGGUUUUGUGUACUGUAUAGGUGGGUAUAAUGGCUCAUCCUGGCACGAUAAAUGUGAAAAAAUUUCUAUAGAGACCUUUGAUACUUUACCUAUUGCAAGCUUAAAUUAUAGAAGAUGCGCUUUCAGCUCUACCAUAUCAGGGAAUGAUAUAUAUGUAUUUGGAGGGUAUGAUGGCACGAAGUAUUUGGACAAUAUUGAAAGAUACAGCGUGAUUAAAAAUAAAUGGGAAACUUUUGCAUAUGCAUUAAAAUGGCGUGGUGAAUCAACUACCCUCUGGAGCUGAUAUCCGAAAGGUGCAGGGAACCUUGAGGAAGGAGGCUGGCAUUCGAUAUAUUUUAUCCGGCUAAGUUUUACUUGGUUUGGUGAAGCGCUAUGCCGUGUGGUCGACUGUAGGCCUUACUCAAAUACCAAGUUUUUACUUCAGAGGGAGAUGGGUCCAGAAGUUGGAAAGGGCUUCCCAGAAGUGUCAAUGGCGUUCGUCUUGACCAAUCGGGACUGUUCCCCAGCGUAAAACCAGGAGUUACGCUCUGGGCUACGAAUUUAGAGUCGACCACGAAAUUCAACACUUUUGAAUUUUCAAUGGUGGGCAGCCCUGUGACGACAGCAUGGCGACCCAAACUUUCUGACUACCAAGGAGCAGGCCUAUGUCUGGUAGGAGCAAGACUUUUUAGAUCGUGUUACGAUUUUCGGCAAAGCAGACGAGUGGAGCCUUAUGGAAGGGGAAAAGGAUCUUCGGAUGCCAACAAGGAGCUUUUCUAUAAUCUAAUUGAGUGUAAUUUUAAGGGAAACUUUGCCUUGCGUUUUGCAUAGGCCGCUUCAAAACACUGGGGCUGCUUAUUAUUCUGACAAUAAAAUUAUGAUUGCGGGAGGAUAUAACGAAAAAGGAACACUCAAUGUAGUAAGAAGCCUAGAUUUAGAGACCUUAGAAUGGACUACAUUGGCUAGUAUGGCACAUACAAGAUACCUUAUGAAUAAAUUCCAUUUUUGCUCUGGCUGCGUAUUUGCUAUCGGUGGGUCUGCCCAAGGGCAAAAUAUUGAAUAUUACAGCAUUGCAGAAGGCAAGUGGACAUCCACUAAACCAUAUAAAGAUUUCACAGAAGACACAAUGUACAAAUGGGCUGCUGUCAUAACUCAAGACUCCGAAGUCCCACGAGGUCCUUAA
Molecule: messenger RNA, 2402 nt
Organism: Blepharisma stoltei
Lineage: Eukaryota; Ciliophora; Heterotrichea; Heterotrichida; Blepharismidae
Source: the annotation of a GenBank genome assembly